This is a messenger RNA of Ruditapes philippinarum (Manila clam), 936 nucleotides long. RefSeq lists its product as uncharacterized. The transcript has a single exon. Gene Ontology annotation, molecular function: nucleic acid binding. NCBI's taxonomy places the organism in Eukaryota, Metazoa, Mollusca, Bivalvia, Venerida, Veneridae. The record is from RefSeq and is a predicted model, not a curated record. The coding region runs from base 1 to 936 and encodes 311 amino acids.
AUGGAAGGUUAUGGUGGAAUAGACCUGAUUUCUGGCUUGCACACACAAGGCAGAUGGAAAAAUCAGGAAUGUGGUUAUCAUAUUAAUUAUUUGGAACUCCUUGCAGUUUUUUACUGCAUGCAAGCAUUUUACAAUGAAUUUUGUGAUAUUCAUAUUGAGAUUCAUUCAGAUUCUGUUUCAGUGGUAACUUACAUAAAUAAUUUUGGUGGUAUGAAUUCUUUGGAAUUAGAUGACCUUUCAAAAUGUUUAUGGGAAUGGUGUUUAAGUAGAAAUAUAUAUAUUUCUGCUGUACAUGUCCCUGGUAAAUUAAAUAAAAGUGCUGAUUAUUAUUCUAGAAAUUUUUCAGAUUCCACUGAAUGGACAUUGAAAAAAGAUAUUUUUGAAAGAUUAUGUAGACACACAUUUAUGCCUAACAUAGACCUUUUUGCUUCUAGACUUAAUAAUCACUUACCUAAAUUUGUUUCAUGGUUUCCCGAACCAGGGGCUUACGCAGUUAAUGCUUUUUCAUUAUCAUGGAAGGAUAUGAUACCAUACAUCUUUCCUCCAUUUAAUUUAAUUGGGAAAGUACUAAAUAAAAUUGUUAUUGAUGAGGUUGAUAGAGCUCUAAUGGUUGUUCCUUUUUGGUUCACACAACCUUGGUUCCCUAUUAUACUUGAAAACCUUUGUGAUUUUCCUAUCAGGUUACCCAGACACAGAGAUCUUCUAGUUUUGCCGCACAAUGGAACAUUACACCCAUUAGGAAGAAAAUCAAAAAUGAUUGGAGUGGUGUUAUCAGGGAAAGCCUGCAGAGUAAGGGAAUUUCAUCAAAUGUUGCAGAUUUCAUCGCAGAAUCUUGGUCACAGGGCACAAGAAAACAGAAUAGCAGUGCCUGGAAAAGAUGGUAUAUGUGGAAUUCUAUUAGAUGUUCCAGUCCAAUUUGUUCGUCUGAAGGUGUAG